Messenger RNA from Coccinella septempunctata (seven-spotted ladybird), 4111 nucleotides. RefSeq names its product LIM domain only protein 7. Lineage: Eukaryota; Metazoa; Arthropoda; Insecta; Coleoptera; Coccinellidae. Gene Ontology annotation, molecular function: myosin II head/neck binding. Gene Ontology annotation, cellular component: stress fiber. The transcript has 11 exons. Gene Ontology annotation, biological process: positive regulation of stress fiber assembly; regulation of focal adhesion assembly. The record is from RefSeq and is a predicted model, not a curated record. Bases 257 to 3958 code for a protein of 1233 amino acids.
AAAGUUUCAUAAAAGUAAUGAUCCGAAUAAAAACAACAGUCAUUACAUUCCCAUCAGACUUUUACUUUUAAAUAAUUCCGAUCGUUGAGUUGAGCUGUGAAAAAAAAUGAUUUCCAGUAUAUCUGAGCGUUCACGAAGAUCGAGUGCGAAUUAACAUGGUUCCACGCCCCUUGCUGGAGGCUGCAUUCACAAAUAUUUGCAAUUGUCGAUCUCUUUGUUGAACACGAGGAAUGAAUGAUGGUUCUUGCGUUAGCCUAUGGAUGAACACGGCAUGGAAAAUGAACAUUCGGAAUUUAGAAUUUCUUCCAACACAGAAUAUCUGCCAACGAAAUGCAGAGUUACCAAACCGCCACCCCCAAAGCCGGCCACGAACCCUCUACAGUUCAUAAAGGUGGCGCCGCCCCCGCUCUUCCAGAAGGCCAAGGAGCAGAUACAGAAGGUCGAGAAGAUCAAGAAGGAGAGGCGAGAGGUCCAGGACGAAACUGAAGAUUGGCAAGCUUUUUCUAUUUCGCAGAAUUUGGACAACUGGAAGAGUAGCCGGAGAAAACUACAAGAGCACAUUAUCGAGAGGGUGGUGGAAGUGAAGAAGUUUGAACAGGAAGACAAUGGCAGGUCUAGGCGCAGGAGCAAGACAUUCAAUGAAAUCUUAGAAGAAAGAGGGAAAUCCAAGUAUUCAAUACCUAUAUACUUAGAUGAAGCGAACGACUGGAGCGAUCUUGGUAUAUCCGAUUCGAGAAGUGAUAGAAGUCAGGACUCUGGAUCAAGUGAAAGGAAUACAUUGACUGUUGAUCAGUAUUCAAGCGAUGAUUCAUCCUCGAGAAAAGAUUCUUCGGCUGAAUAUAUUUCGAAUGCCUCGAAAUCAGAUGUUGCAUACAACAACAAUAAUAAUCAUCAACCAACUUCGAAUAAGCAGCUAGAUUCUAAAGACGCGCAAGAUAACAACAACGCGUCUAAAAUCGGUCAAUAUACUUAUGAGGGAGCGAUAGAGGGCUAUAGGUCUAGAAUAAAAUCGAGAAUAGACGAUACGAUUCUCAACAGAAUAUCUGAAAUGCCAAGACGUACUUCGGAGGUGAUUUCUGUUGUCCCAAAGGGGGAAAUUGUAAAAAGGAAGGAGUUGUUUGACAGGCCUCAAACGGCGGAUGACCAAAAUGUGCCCAAGACGACAGCUCGUGUCCUGCAGGAGUUCGAGAACUCUGUUAGUAUUAAACAGAGGUUGAAAAGUUUGGAGAAGUGCAGUGAUCAAACAGUUAAAUAUGUAGAUAAUAUUAAUAUAAAGCCAAAAGUUAAGCAAAUCUCCCAACUUUUCGACAAACCAUGUACAGAAACCAUAAGGAAUGAUUUCAACAACGAUAUCCCGAUGAACAACAAUCAAGAAUACACUGAACGUCGUGAGAAAAUCAACAUAAACAUCGUGCCCUGGAGGGAGAGGAUGAGCUCCUCCGAGACCUCUGACAUUUUUUUGUACUCUGAUAAAAACGACCUCAAAGAGGUUGAGAGUCAGAGCGAUGACAAGUCUUCCGAUACGUUUUACAGUGGAUUAGAGGAUAACAAUUACCCACCAUCUGUAUCCUCAACCGAUUAUAUGGCACUUUCAUCGGAUAGAGAGGAUAGUGGCAUUCACACAGCAGAUGUAUCUUGCUCGGUCAGUCAAGCCGAUGAUACUGCUGAAGAAGUUGAAUCCAACACUAAUUCGCAUGAAACUGUUAACGAUGAUUUCCAUCCCCGACAAAAAUAUUAUAAAGACAUGGAAGACAACAAUAAUAUAUACGACGAUCAUGUACUUAAACUAACUGAGGAGAAUGUCAACAAUCAAUCAAAUAUUGAUUUACUUGAUGGUACAAACUCUCAGUAUGAACCGAGUACAAUUUCGAGCAUUUCAAAAGAUAGCGUAUUCAGUUCUCCAGAUCCUCAAUCUAGAAGAAUUGAGGAAAGUACUUUGGGAGAUGUUGACUCGAUCAAUUUAAGUUCAAAUGAAACCGAUGAGCAUUCAGAGAAGGAAGUACCAAUAAUAAAUGAAACAUCACAAGUACUCCUAGAAUUACCCGAAGUUAAAAAUGAAAUCCCAAAAAUAAUCGAUAUUACCCCCGCUGAGAAUCAACGACUCGACAAUAUUGACUAUUUGAAUAUCGUAGAUACUCUCACCUCCCCAAUGGGUAAUGAGGAAUUCGUUUUUGAUCCGAAUUUCCCUCUUCUACCAACGAAGAUGGUCGAACCGCCCAAGGUGAAACCACCCCCACCGCCAGUACUUGACGAUGAGAAGCCUCAGGAUUUAAACAUUAAAAGGAUGAACUCUACGAAGAGAAUAAAGAAAGAGAUAACUCUCAAGCGAUCCAGUUUUCUAGGUUUGAACGAACCUAGCGACGCUGAAAGAGAUCCACUAGAAGGAAUUUCGAUAGCGGUAUCCGAACGAGAGCAGUCGAAAGUUGAGGAAAUUUUGGCCAAGCAGUUGUACGAAAGCAAAAUUAGUGAUUACGUUGGCGCUGAGAGUCAAAACUCUGGAUUAGACAUUGACAAUAGUGUUAUCAGUAAAUCAUCAAAUGAAGCACUGGACAAAUCUGUUGAAAUAUUGGCAACUUCCUCGUCGAAGAAGUCCCCUGUUGAAGAGGAUGAAAUAACAAAACGUGAACGUGAAAUAAUCGAGAUGGUCGAGAAAGCUGAAAAAUUUCGAGUUACUGACGUGAAACCUGAAGAGAAAGCACCGGAAAAAGUACAAAAACCACCGAUACCAUUGACCCGCACUGUCCCAUCGACCAUGUAUGUCCAAAAGCCGGCUGAUGCCUCAUACUACGAUAAGAAACCUGAUUACUUGGAUGAUCAGGAUUCAGAAGUGCUAAAAGUAGAGAAGGAACUGCAGCAAUUGGAACAGGAGGAACUGAAGAGAAAACGGGAUAACCUACUGUUCCGACAAAAUUGCUCCAGGGUAUUCGCUAAAAACAAGCGUUAUUCCCUGGAGAAUAUUUUCGACAGCCCAUCAUCGGCACUGGAAUGCAGAAAAUCUAUGCCGGAAUUGCAAUGUUUGAAAGUAGAGAAGGAACACCCGAAUAAGCCGAGCGACUUGUUCAGAUCGAUACACGAUGUCGAUCUGAAAUUUAGAAAAUCAGUGCCGAAUUUACCUGGAUACCUCUACAACCAUGCGAUUAGGAACGACUUCCAAACAAUCGAGAAAUACGAGAAAACUUCUAUGCCUAAAUUUCAGCACGAUGUACACAGGUCAGCUUUCGAAGUCCCUGCCAGAAAACCUAUUUUACCAUACCCCACAGGUGGCCUUCAACAUCACACCACCAAUAAAUUUCUACAACAGGGUGAACAAUCUGCUUGUCACCACAAACCUCAGAUGUUCACGCCAAGUAAUGGAGAACUUCCUCCAUUGAAAACCCAUAAUAGAAAUGUUGUAGGUAAUGCCUGGCCGAAACCUCGUCACAAUGUUGAGACGAGGAGUUACGAUCAGCAUUGGUUGUAUCAGGAGGCUGAAUUGAGGAGAUUACAAGAUCAGAAGAAUUAUAACAAUUGGCAUUAUAAACAAAUAGCUGAUCCUUCAGUGCCUAACCUCAUAAAUAGAGGCCCAAUACCACCAUCUCACGCCAGCUCCAAAAGCUCCAUAAGAAAGUUAACCAGUGUAAAUAACGAGAUCCAACCAUAUAUGGAGCUUCAAAAUAUUGGACCAUCGUUGCCUGUUACUCAGCCAAGAUCAAUGGCUUCCGAAGAGGGUACAAACAGGAUCCUGAGUGUUAGUGGAAAAAAGAAAUGUUCAUUUUGUGGGAAUGAAUUGGGUAGAGGAGCAGCUAUGAUUAUAGAAACUUUGUGCCUUUUCUAUCACAUGGAAUGCUUCAAAUGUUGCGUAUGCCAUGUUCAACUUGGAAACGGCUUGAAUGGAACCGAUGUUAGAGUGCGAAAUCAAAAGCUUCAUUGCCAUAACUGCUACUCCAGCGACGAUGGUGUUAAAUUCAGUUGUGUCUAACCUAAUCUAAGAUAUCUGUUGUACACUCAUCUCUUGGAACAAAUUUAUGUAUUAUUCAAUAAGUGUAUAUAAAAUAAGAUAUUUAUUAUUGUUAUAUUCAUUGGAAUUUGUAUCUAUAUACUUCUAUAUUGAAAAUAAAAGACCAAUAACAUA